Messenger RNA from Aphis gossypii (cotton aphid), 3936 nucleotides. RefSeq lists its product as uncharacterized. Bases 2284 to 3921 code for a protein of 545 amino acids. The record is from RefSeq and is a predicted model, not a curated record. The transcript has 6 exons. Lineage: Eukaryota; Metazoa; Arthropoda; Insecta; Hemiptera; Aphididae.
ACGAAAAACAUAGCAUAAAAACGUGUUCAUGUGUUUCAAUAAUACCGCUUACUGAGUGGUUUUAUAGCAAAACACCUUAUUAUAAAACUUGUAGCUAACAAUAUUUUGGAGACGAUGACAUAGUAUUUUUUUAAAUUUGUAAUUUGCAAAAUAGUUACAGGCAUUUAAAAAUUUAAAAAAAUAGGUUUUUGCGUUGUUGAUUGCUUGUUAAGUACUGCACGUAUUAAAAAUACAAUAUGUCAUUGUAUCCAAAAUAUUGUUCUCUACAACUUUUAUACUAUGGUUUUUGCCAUAAAAUCACUCAGUAAGCUGUAUUUUUCAAUCUAAAAACUAAGUUUUCACGCAAUAAUGAUCUUAAUUACGGCCGACAUGUGCUGCUCUUGUUUCUAGCGGCAGGUCUUGCCGCCGUCUAUGACUUCUGCGUCGACAGGACAGGUCAAAACCGGUUUGUUAUCGGUGAUUUUCAUUUUACAUAUUAUUAUAUUUAUUUUUAUAUUAAUUUCAUUUUCAUAAAAUGAAAUCAAAUAAUGUUAUGAUUAGAAUAUUAUGAUUGUUCUGGUAAUCGAAUACAAUAUACAACUCCCAUUACACCCAACACAUUUUGUUUGGCAUAACAACGCAUUGCACGCAAAAAUAGCGUUCUGUUUAGCCGCACGCUUAUUGACGUUUGCGUACAUAGUGUAUACUAUAUUGCUAUUAAAAUUGUCGAAGUCUUAUAUUUUUACAUUCUUUUUUAAAAAAAUGGGGAAUAAGGAUAACCAAGUAAAACGAUCAAACAGAAAAAAAAAAGCCGAUCUCUCGUAUUAAAUCGAUACAAUAAACCCCAAAAGUAAGUGUUUACGGCGAUUACGCUUGUUUUUAUACAUCAAUAUUGUUUUAUUGUAAUUUUUAAUAUAUGAAGUAGCGUCAACUUUUUUAUUUAAUUACUGUUUAAUUAAAUAAUUGAUUUGUUAGCAAUAUUAAUAUAAAAAAUUUAACUUUUUUUUUUUCAAAGUAAUAAAAUAAUUAUGUACAUUGUGUUUUAUUUUUUUAAAUGUAACUAUAGUUAUUUUAGCCCAGAAGAAAAUGUAAAUAAUUCACCACAAAAAGGCUUUUUAUCUCCAUCUAAAUCUAGGUAAGAUUAUUAUAACUAUAACUAUACACAUUUUUAAAAUAUAUAAUGAAUCGUGAACAAUAUUAUAUUAUACAUUUUUUAAUUUUAUAAAAUAUGUUAUUAAUUAAAAUGGUGGUCAAGUCGAGUACUAUUCUGUUGUACAAUUUACUUUUAGCUACCCAAAUAUUUAUCCAUGUAUCUGCAUGUUUAAUACGAGUUUUGAAAAGGUAAAAAAAUUAGGCACGUAUUAGUCGUAUCACAUAUUCUCUCAUUGAAAAAUAAAAAGUGUUUAUACUUAAAUGUACCGAUUUACUGAAUUGUACGUUGAUUUUAUCAGAAAAAUCCUCAUUUCUAACUAUGAUACUUUCGUAUUUGUUUUAUAUGUCAAUCUCGUAUUUUUAUGUAUUUACGAAUCUUUAUUUUCUGUUAGAUGUUCUUUAGUAACUUCUACGCCUAUGCAUACUAAUACUUUGUUGUCAAGACGUAUUGCUACAAUAAAUAAUUUUUCGUUUGAUGAUAAAAUAGUGGAACCUAGCUCAUUUCAUGGCUAAAUAACAUGGUAUGACAGCAACUCUGACGAUAUUCAGUUGUUACGCGCAUUCAUUGUUAUCACUUGAAAAAUGACGUCAGCCGGUCCCACAAUUUGAAAUACUAUUUAGCGGGAAUUCUUAUUGUAUUAUAAUAAUAUAUUGUAUUGAGUUGAACAUUUUCUAUAAAUAUAUUAUACUAUUAUUAUUACUGCUGCAUAUUUAUAGUGAUUAUAAUUCAUAAUGUAGAGUAAUGGAAAAAUGGAAAAUACAAUAUUUGAUUUCGCGCCUUUUUACCGAGACCGGAUGACGUAGUCAUCAUGCGCAGUAAGCAGUUGCUGUCAUACCAUGUUAUUUAGCCAUGGCUCAUUUAAUCCAAUUCUAGAUAAGUAUGUUUAUUAUUUAUAUAAUAUUAUAUAGUUAUUUGUUAUAUAAUUUUACUAUUUUAUUUAUCUUUGCUAUUGUAUACAUACUAUAUAGUGACAUUACUGACAUUGAAUCAAACAUUAAUAGCCAUAGUUUAACCAUAUCAAAUGAACUACCCAGUACAUCAUCUUUCAAGUAUGAUUAUAUUUAAACAUUUUUUUUACUUCAGUGAUAUUAAUAACUAUUUCUAAUAUUUUAAGUAAAUCUGUGUUUAUAUAUUGCUAUUUAUUUUGUAGUAUGGAUAUUUUGAAUGGCCGUAGAAUAGUUGAUAUAGGUCAUAUUUUUAAUGAAAUUCAAAAUAGUGGUCAUAGUGGUGGAUUUGGAUGUUCAUUUUUAGAUAUGAUUUUUAAAAGAGAAGAAAAAAAUGGUUUCUUCUCAUUUUUCUAUUUUCAUUGUAAAAUUUGCGGUAUUGAAAAAAAAAUAUCUUCUGAAAACCCUAACAAUUUUGAAUGUAUUCCAAUAAAUAAAGCAGUAGUAAAUGCUACACUAGCUAUAGGUAUUGGAUAUGCACAACUUUUUGAACUUGCGGCCUGUAUCGAUAUACCUUCAAUGUCAUCCAAUACAUACCAAUCAAUAUUGUCAUCAGUCGGAAAUGUAGUGCAUGCUUCAGCGUGGGAUGAAAUGAAAAAGGCGGGAGAUGAAGAGAGAGAAAUUGCAUUAAAAAAUGAUCUACGAAAAGAUAUUGAAAAUAGUCCAUAUCACCGAUUUGGACAACAUGACAAUUGUGACAGAUAUUUUUGUUCUGGUUCAAAAUCCGGUGAAAUAAAUUUAGUCGGUGAUGUAGAAAAGUGUGGAUUAAUGAGAGAAGUAAAAAAUAUUAUUCUUCGUCUUGCUAAUAAUUCAAGCAGCCUGAUUCAAGACGUUGAUAAUAAUGCGUGCGAACAAUUCAAUAGUCUAAUCAAUAAGUUUAUAGGUGGUAAAAGAAUUAACUUUACUCAAAGAAACACAUACACUACAAGAAUUGAAGCAGCAAUAGUUUCAUUCAAUUCCAAAGAAUAUUUACGAAGUAUACAUAAAAAAAUGGUUUUUAAAAGUCCAGGACACAUAGGAAAAAAAUAUCUAAAUAAUUUAAAUAGAAUUAGGAAAAAUACUAUAAAAAGAAGAUGUUUAUUUGUAAAUACCGCGAAAAAAAAUAAGAAAAAAAGCUCGUCGGCUCCAGAUAAAGAUUAUGGUUUAGCUGAGCCCCUGAUUGACACUAUAUUACCGGAGGAACUAGAAAUUAAAAAAAAUUGUUUUUUAAAUAAAUUAAAAACUGUUAACCUGCACCAGCUAAAUUUGGACACUCGAGAUCAAAGUGAAAAUCAAAAGUGGUUUCAAGAACGAAAAAAACGUUUGACAGCUUCCAAAUUUGGCGACAUUUGUAAAAUGAGACAAAAUACUAGCUGUAAACGACAAGUCCAUGCAAUUAUAUAUAAACCACAAAUAAAAACGAAAGAAUUAACUCAUGGAAUUGAAAUGGAAUCGUAUGGUAGAAAAAAAUUUGAGGAUGUAAGUCGAUUAAGUGUUGAGACUUGUGGACUAAUUGUAGACAGCGAGAUUCCAUUUUUGGCUGCUAGUCCAGAUGGUAUGGUCGGGAAUGAUGCUAUUCUUGAAAUCAAGUGUCCAUAUAUUGCAAAGGAUACUAACGAUGUAAUCGAAGCAGUAAAUAAUAAAUUGUUACAAUAUUACACACUAUUGCAUACAAAUAAUGGUCAACAGAUUGUGCAAUUAAAAAGAGACCAUAGUUAUUAUUAUCAGGUGAUGGGGCAGUUACACAUUACAAGGAGACAACUAUGCUAUUUUGUUAUGUAUGCAACUAAAUGGAUACAUAUAGAAAAAAUAAUUUAUGAUGCCGAGUUUUGGGAAACAAAAAUGGUUGGAAAACUUACUGCGUAAGUAUUAUUACAGUUU